Messenger RNA from Paramecium sonneborni, 183 nucleotides. The record is from the annotation of a GenBank genome assembly. Lineage: Eukaryota; Ciliophora; Oligohymenophorea; Peniculida; Parameciidae.
AUGAGAUUUUACAUCUAUAGUAUAAAACCUUCUAGUCUUAAAAUACUUAAAUAGAGUUAUGGAUUAUUAAUUUAAAACCUAUAAAUGAUAAUGGAAGAACUGUAGGUAUAAAAAUAGUGGAAAAUUGAAUCAUUACCAACUAUAGUAGGUAAAAUUGGUGAAAUGUUAUGGGUAGAUGCUUGA